UAUUGCAGUAGUUUGUCACUUUCUUUCUUCCAUCCUUCUUCUUCUUCUUCUUCCUUGGUGGGAGAACUGGGAACCUAAAUUAAGCCAGGUGUCGCCGAAGAAGCUCGGGUCUAACGUUCAAUAUAAGAUUCAGACUUGCAGACUUUCUCUCCAAAUCUUAGUAUGGGUUGGAAAGCUGCUCAGAAACUCAUUCACCACUGGAAGAUUCUCCGAGGCGAUAAUGUUAUGAUUAUAAGGGGAAAAGAUUGUGGUGAAACUGGUGUUAUCAAGCGUGUCAUUCGCUCUCAAAACCGUGUGAUUGUUGAGGGAAAAAAUCUGGUUAAGAAACAUAUCAAACAAGGCCAAGGUCAUGAAGGUGGGAUAUUUUCAGUUGAAGCACCACUCCAUGUAUCAAAUGUUCAAGUUCUUGAUCCAGUUACUGGGAAACCAUGUAAAGUUGGAAUUAAAUAUCUAGAAGAUGGUUCAAAAGUAAGAGUUGCUCGAGGUAUUGGAACAUCAGGCGUACCAAUUCCUCGCCCAGAUAUUCUCAAGAUAAGGGCAACACCCAGACCUACUGUUGCCGGUUCGAAGGAUACUCCAGAGAAGGUGGUAAUGGAGGUGACCUAUGAUGCGAAGACAGGAAUGGGAAUGCCAGAACUGUGAUAUUUCUGCACUUGUUUAUUUUGCUGACAGUUUCAUCACUAUAUGAGGCAUGUCUUUUUUUAUUGUGUAGGACCAAUUGAAAUUGAAUGGUAACAAAAGGCUUUUCAAGCUUUGAAUCAAUUGUAGUACCAUGUUAUUUCAUCUGUUAAGUUGUUUCUGUUAGUAUGACCCCAUUUUUAUUGUGGUUUUGAUCUGUGUCUGA
This is a messenger RNA of Impatiens glandulifera, 844 nucleotides long. Its product is annotated as 50S ribosomal protein L24. Gene Ontology annotation, molecular function: RNA binding; structural constituent of ribosome. The record is from RefSeq and is a predicted model, not a curated record. Gene Ontology annotation, biological process: translation. Bases 163 to 642 code for a protein of 159 amino acids. Gene Ontology annotation, cellular component: mitochondrion; ribosome. The transcript is spliced from 6 exons. NCBI's taxonomy places the organism in Eukaryota, Viridiplantae, Streptophyta, Magnoliopsida, Ericales, Balsaminaceae.